Molecule: messenger RNA, 2505 nt
Organism: Marmota flaviventris (yellow-bellied marmot)
Lineage: Eukaryota; Metazoa; Chordata; Mammalia; Rodentia; Sciuridae
Source: RefSeq, a predicted model, not a curated record
AUGACGGAUCACCCGUUUAUUGGUAAAUUCUUUCAGAUGUCAGUUCUGGAGCCCAAGAAGUUAGUUCUUAUUGGGGCUAAGGUCUCCCACCAGCGGGAUUUGAAUAUUGGCGCCAGCAGGAAAGGGAGAGUGAAAAUCCAAGUUGAGGAAAAAGAAGAUGACACCGAGGAAAGCUCAAGUGAAGAAGAAGAAGAAAAGCUACCUAGAAGAGAGAGUUUGAGACCAAAGAGGAAACGGACCAGAGAUGUUAUCAAUGAGGAUGACCCAAUACCUGAACCAGAGGAUGAAGAAACAAGGAAGGCAAGAGAAAAAGAAAGAAGGAGGAGGUUGAAAAGAGGAGCGGAAGAAGAAGAGGAAAUUGAUGCAGAGGAAUUGGAAAGACUGAAGGCAGAGUUAGAUGAAAAGAGACAAAUAAUUGCGACCGUUAAAUGCAAACCUUGGAAGAUGGAGAAGAAAAUUGAAGUUCUCAAGGAAGCAAAAAAAUUUGUGAGUGAAAAUGAAGGAGCUCUUGGGAAGGGAAAAGGAAAGCAGUGGUUUGCCUUUAAGAUGAUGAUGAGUAAGAAAUGGGCAAAAUUCCUUCGUGAUUUUGAGAAUUUCAAAGCUGCUUGUAUCCCAUGGGAAAAUAAAAUCAAGGCGAUUGAAAGUCAGUUUGGCUCAUCAGUGGCCUCCUACUUCCUUUUCUUGAGAUGGAUGUAUGGAGUAAAUAUGGUUCUUUUUAUACUGACGUUCAGCCUGAUCAUGUUGCCAGAGUACCUCUGGGGUUUGCCAUAUGGAAGUUUACCUAGGAAAACAGUCCCAAGAGCUGAAGAGGCAUCUGCAGCCAACUUUGGUGUGUUGUACGACUUCAAUGGUUUGGCACAAUAUUCCGUCCUCUUUUAUGGCUAUUACGACAAUAAACGAACGAUUGGAUGGAUGAAUUUCAGGUUGCCGCUCUCCUAUUUUCUGGUGGGGAUUAUGUGCAUCGGAUACAGCUUUCUGGUUGUCCUCAGGGCGAUGACCAAAAAUAUUGGUGACGAUGGAGGUGGCGAUGACAACACUUUCAACUUCAGCUGGAAGAUGUUCUGCAGCUGGGACUACCUGAUUGGCAACCCCGAAACAGCCGACAACAAAUUUAAUUCCAUCACAAUGAACUUUAGGGAAGCUAUAACAGAAGAAAGAGCAGCCCAAGUAGAAGAAAAUGUCCACUUGAUCAGAUUCCUGAGGUUUCUUGCUAACUUCUUCGUGUUCCUAACACUUGGUGCAAGCGGAUACCUCAUCUUUUGGGCUGUGAAGAGAUCCCAGGAAUUUGCACAGCAAGAUCCUGACACCCUUGGGUGGUGGGAAAAAAAUGAAAUGAAUAUGGUUAUGUCCCUCCUGGGGAUGUUCUGUCCAACACUGUUUGACUUAUUUGCUGAAUUGGAAGACUACCAUCCUCUCAUCGCUCUGAAAUGGCUCCUGGGACGCAUUUUUGCUCUCCUUUUAGGCAACCUGUAUGUAUUUAUUCUUGCCUUAAUGGAUGAGAUUAACAACAAGAUUGAAGAGGAGAAGCUUGUGAAGGCCAACAUCACCCUGUGGGAAGCCAACAUGAUCAAGGCCUACAACGCAUCCCUCUCUGAAAAUACCACCGGGCCACCAUUUUUUGUUCAUCCUGCAGAUGUACCUCGAGGACCGUGCUGGGAAACCAUGGUGGGACAGGAAUUCGUGCGACUGACCGUUUCUGAUGUUCUGACGACUUAUGUCACAAUUCUCAUCGGUGACUUUCUCAGGGCAUGUUUUGUAAGGUUUUGCAAUUACUGCUGGUGCUGGGAUUUGGAAUAUGGAUAUCCUUCCUACACCGAAUUUGACAUCAGUGGCAACGUCCUGGCUCUGAUCUUCAACCAAGGCAUGAUCUGGAUGGGCUCCUUCUUCGCUCCCAGCCUCCCGGGCAUCAAUAUCCUUCGACUCCACACAUCUAUGUACUUCCAGUGCUGGGCCGUGAUGUGCUGCAAUGUUCCUGAAGCCAGGGUUUUCAAAGCUUCCAGAUCAAAUAAUUUCUACCUGGGCAUGCUUUUGCUCAUCCUCUUCCUGUCCACCAUGCCGGUCCUGUACAUGAUCGUAUCUCUCCCACCAUCUUUUGAUUGUGGUCCCUUCAGUGGCAAAAACAGGAUGUUCGAAGUCAUUGGUGAGACCCUGGAGAAUGAUUUCCCAAGCUGGAUGGCAAAGAUUUUGAGACAGCUUUCCAACCCUGGACUGGUCAUUGCUGUUGUUCUAGUGAUGGGUUUGACCAUCUAUUAUCUCAAUGCCACUGCCAAGGGCCAGAAGGCAGCAAAUCUGGAACUAAAAAAGAAGAUGAAACUGCAAGCUUUGGAAAACAAAAUGCGAAACAAGAAGAUGGCAGCCGCACGUGCAGUUUUCAGCCAGGAUAAAGAGGGGGCAGUUAGUUACCCAUUUGUGCCAAGUGGAGCAGUAGACGGGGACUCCCAACAGCUUCUCAGACAGCUAAAGUCUUUUCUUUGUAUUGAUUCUUCGCUUCCAGAAUUACCAUAG